Messenger RNA from Mus pahari (shrew mouse), 2541 nucleotides. RefSeq names its product proliferation and apoptosis adaptor protein 15 (gene Pea15). Gene Ontology annotation, biological process: MAPK cascade; negative regulation of extrinsic apoptotic signaling pathway via death domain receptors. Gene Ontology annotation, molecular function: protein binding. NCBI's taxonomy places the organism in Eukaryota, Metazoa, Chordata, Mammalia, Rodentia, Muridae. The transcript is spliced from 4 exons. The record is from RefSeq and is a predicted model, not a curated record. The coding region runs from base 211 to 603 and encodes 130 amino acids.
GCCCCCCGCCCCUCCCCGGCUCUGACAUCACCGGCCAGUCGGGUGGGGUGAGGCGGUGCUGGGCUCAGGCUCUGCUCCACGGGCGGAAGAGGCGGCGGCGGCAGGAUCGGCGGCAGCGGUGGCAGGAGCUAAGGAGCAGGCUCCAGACGCUGCUUAGGAACCGGGGACCCGGGAGUGCCCGCACCCUGAGCUCUCAGCUCCGGAGGCGUCAUGGCAGAGUACGGGACUCUCCUUCAGGACCUGACCAACAACAUCACCCUUGAAGAUCUGGAACAGCUCAAGUCAGCCUGCAAGGAGGACAUCCCCAGUGAGAAGAGUGACGAGAUCACCACAGGCAGCGCCUGGUUUAGCUUCCUGGAGAGCCACAACAAGCUGGACAAAGACAACCUCUCCUACAUCGAGCACAUCUUUGAGAUAUCCCGCCGUCCUGACCUCCUCACAAUGGUGGUUGACUACAGAACCCGUGUGCUGAAGAUCUCCGAGGAGGAGGAGCUGGACACCAAGCUAACCCGUAUCCCCAGUGCCAAGAAGUACAAAGACAUUAUCCGGCAGCCCUCUGAAGAAGAAAUCAUCAAAUUGGCUCCCCCACCAAAGAAGGCCUGAGCAAGGGGGAGGAAGAGGAGGAAGGUUGGAUCUUCAUCAGACCACUCCCUCCCCCAUCCUCAGUGGGAGGGGCUAGGGCAACCCCUUGCUCCAUACCUAUUUACUAACUUGGUCCUAACCCUUACUAUGCGCGUGUGUGUGCGUGUGCGCACGCUCUGGCUGUCUGUCUGUCUAGCUCAUCUAGUUCCUCCUCCUCAUGAGGGGAUUGGAGUCAAGGGAGGGGGAGCUUAAUUCCCCCCACUUUAGGGGGAGGUGGACGCUUUUUCUAUGUAAACAGAAAUUGGCACAUUCCUCCUCCUCCUCCUCCUCCCCUUUCCUCCACUCUUCCCUCACAUCUUUAUGGAAGCAGAAAGGACCUGCAUUUUCCUACACUGAGGAGCUAUGGUGAAGAUGAGGUAUGGGAGAGAUGGUUAUAUCUUAAAAACAAAACAAAACAAAACAAAACAAAAACCAGUGGGGAAGGAAGGAAGGUAAAGAGGCUACUCAACCUCCGCCUGGUAAGGGGCAAGGGAAAGUCAGAAUUCAGUGUUUGUAUCUCUCUGCUGGACUGGUCAGAAUCCAGCUUCCCACUGUUCCUUAGGCUGUGGUCCUGAGUGCCAACGGGCCCUCCUUAGGCCCCUGUUAUGGGCCUGGGAUGUGGAUGAGCCAGAAAUCUUAAUGAGGAGACCACUCGAUCCUUUCCUGGUCUCAAAGAUCAAACCCCAAUGGAGAAGCCAGCAUUUACUGUCCCCCCACCUUCUGCUCUGGAGAGAUGAUGCUGGAACCAUGCACUACUGAGCCUGAGCUAGGGACCCAGGCAGAGACAGGCCCACUUUCCGCUCCUCAGUUUCUAAAUCCAGACUGUUGGAUAUGCUGACCUGGAGCCUAGGGAGACUGGGGAAUGAGAUCCUUAGGUUUUAACCCCAACCUGCCCACAACCUACAGAGUAUUGUAGGCAACCUUUCCACUCUCCAGUUUAGAAUUCUCCAAGCAAGAAUUAAUUACAAUGUUUCCUUUGCACUGACCACCACCCUGAUUCAAUCCAGGAAGGGACUGAUAACCUUUCUCAUUUGGGUUUGUGGAUGCCACACAGCCAAGGCACUAGAGUGCAGUGAGUGAACCCAGCCUCCUCCCUGUCCCAAGAUGCCCUUCCCCAUCUUGACCGUGCUAACUGUGUGUACAUAUAUAUUCUACAUAUAUGUAUAUUAAACCCGCACUGCCAUGUCUGCCCUUUUUUGUGGUUUUUAGCAUUAACUUAUUGUCUAGGCCAGAGCGGGAGUGGGAGGGGUGGGAGGAGGAUGCCACAGAAAGGAAGUGGCAGAGCCAAAUUGUUACAGAGUCCAAACAGAAAAGAACACAUUUCAACCAAUCACAACAAAUGCUACAUUUACAGUGUGAGCUAAAAGACAAUUUAGAGAAAGAUGAAGGUAGGAGCUUUUAGGAUAAGGGAGCAACACUUCACAGGGAGGGGAGGACCACUGUCAGAGAGGGCGCUUGAAGCCAGACUGGCUAGGGCACCUUCAGUUCCUAGUUGAGCCCAGUUUGCCCAUCUCUGGCACUGCUGCAGACACCUGCCUUAACACUCACACCUCGAAGACUCCAGUUUUGCCUUAAAGGUCGUCCUUCCUAAGUCUCCCCAGUCCUGCCUGGCAUCUCCUUUAAGAAAUCCUUGUACAACUGGGAGAAAGGGACUAUGGGUAACAUCCUUCCAUCUGGGGUGUUGCACGGGAGGAGAGAGAUGGCGCUCUCCUUACGGGGGAGAGAGAGGAGACAGGGUGCUUCUCAGAAGCUUCUCUGUAAGGCAAAACCCCAACCUUAAACAGACUAACCUGCCCUAAUACAUGCACCCACCCCGCUACCCUCGUGCUGCUGUGAGGCUGCCCCUAGCCUGUGCUCCUCUGUCUGCAGCGUGCACAGCCUUGUUCUAACCCUGGAAUAAAGGUGACUGACUCUACUGUA